Messenger RNA from Sesamum indicum (sesame), 1591 nucleotides. Its product is annotated as protein-tyrosine-phosphatase PTP1. Lineage: Eukaryota; Viridiplantae; Streptophyta; Magnoliopsida; Lamiales; Pedaliaceae. Gene Ontology annotation, biological process: protein dephosphorylation. The record is from RefSeq and is a predicted model, not a curated record. Gene Ontology annotation, molecular function: protein tyrosine phosphatase activity.
UUAUGUAUGGGAUGGGAGGACGAUAUUGAGGAAAAAAGAAGAAGAUAUGGACUACUUUGCAAUUAAGAUGUAAAAUCGGGGCGAAAAGAUGAAAUUUUUCGCUUUUUCAAAUAGUAAUUGAGCAGGGAGUUGGAGGAAGAAGUUACGAAACGGAAGGAGCCACGGGUAAAGUCGUCGCGAGUCGUUGACACGGCCAGAGAUCAGUGAUGAGCAAUACGGCUGCAAGCUUUUCAACCGGUGCCGCGGCGGCCAAAUCUUUCGAUUUAUCCGCCGUUUCGAGCCCCAAGAGAUGGCUCCUCUCGGAGGAUCAGCUCCGCCACUGCUACGAAGCUCUCAAAGUUUUCAAAGGCAAGAGAUUUGGCUCCCCGCAAACGAUCCAUCAUGAGUUUCAGAUAUUAGAGGCAAGAAGAAUGGAAGCUUUGGAAAUGAGAAGUAGAUGCACUGUUGCGCUCAACAGCGUCCAUCAGCGCAAGAACCGUUACACUGAUGUCCUACCAUUUGACGAUAACAGGGUUAUUUUAAAGCAACAUAAGGAUUACAAACCUUCAGCAAUGGGAUAUAUCAAUGCAAGCUUUGUCAUGACUUCUGAAAGUGUUUCUCGGUUUAUUGCAACUCAAGGUCCACUGCCAAACACCUCAGAGGACUUCUGGGAAAUGGUACUUCAGUAUCAUUGUCCUGCCAUAAUUAUGCUCACCCGGUUGGUUGACGGUACCUACGCAGUGAAGUGUGGAGAUUACUUCCAAGCAGAGGAUGGCCCUAGAGAGUUCGGAAACAUAUGCAUCACUACCAAGUGGAUUCAAACAACAGAUACUUCAUUAAUUCUGCGAUGCUUAGAGGUGAAAAACAAGGAGUCAGAUGUGUCACCAUUAUCUGUUUUGCACAUUCAAUAUCCUGAAUGGCCGGAUCAUGGAGUUCCAAAAGACACUGUUGCUGUUCGUGAAAUCUUCAAAAGAGUAUCUGCUAUUCCACCCAGUCUUGGGCCAAUUGUUGUGCACUGCAGCAGUGCAGGUAUUGGUAGAACUGGAACAUACUGUUUGAUCCACAAUACUAUCCAAAGAGUUCUUAUUGGAGAUAUGACUGCUUUGGAUCUUGUUACCACCAUCACCACAUUUAGGUCACAACGAAUUGGAAUGGUUCAAACAAUGGAACAGUAUCUCUUUUGCUAUGAUGCAAUCGUUGAUGAACUUGAAGACCUCAUAUCAGUUAGCAACUCCCACGGUGGUUCGCAUUGAUAUUUUAGUCUUCCGUGCAGCAAAUCAGCCUCGUUUGCUUCUAUGGACUACAUAUUUAUUCCUUCACCUUCCUACUGGUUCUAGGCUAAAUCAAUAACUUUACAUUGGCCAUAGGUAUUACAGAAAAAUGGGUCCAUUCUAUACCUUAUUUGACUCAAAUCUGAAAAACCUUCACUCCGUGCAUUGUAUACGAACUUUUAUUCUUCUUGAAACUGACCAACCAUGGUACCUCGUGCCAAGCAACUCAUGAAUCUUUGGUUAUUAAGGUUUGUUGUACGGAGAACAAUACUGGAUGUCUGCGCAAAAUUGUUUGCAGUGUUUGCAAAGCAUUCUCUAAAAGAUUGUUUAUGUGCUGGAAA